GGCAGGGGCGGACUGACAACUCAUGGGGCCCCCGGGCAAUAGGGGAUCAUGGGGCCCCUAUGUCCUUGCCCAAACUCAAAAAAGCCUAUGAAAAAGGUACCAGGGGCAUCUCAUGGGGCCCCCUACUGACUCCAGGCCCUCGGGCAGUGCCCGAGUUUCCAAAUGGUCAGUCCGCCCCUGAGUAUACCAUCCCUUCAGAGCGCAUGCGCCAGUGACAUCUCCGGUUGAAGAAAUAGAGAAGAUCUCCUAAAUGUUGCAUAUUUUGGAAAUAUUCCUGGUACCUACAGGUAAUCUUUAUUAUAAGCUUUCCUGUAGG
Molecule: messenger RNA, 316 nt
Organism: Staurois parvus
Lineage: Eukaryota; Metazoa; Chordata; Amphibia; Anura; Ranidae
Source: the annotation of a GenBank genome assembly